AUGGAGUGUCAUUAUAGCAAUAACGACAAAGCUACCGCAUCCGGGGGAGCCGAUGCGCCAAUACCGAGGAGCCAGGGUAUUGGUGGAAAGACAUUGACUGGCCAAAAAAAGGAAAUCCCACGACUCCUUACACCUAAGUCGAAACUGCGACUUGGAUCGUGGAACGUGCGGACCGCCUUUCACUGCGGUCAGAAAGAAAUCAUCGCAAGGGAGUUGAGCAAGUGCCGGGUUACUGUUGCAGCUUUAUCCGAACUGAGGAUCAGCGGCUGUGGAACGACAAGAGUGCAGGUUCCUGCUACGGACGAUUGGAUGACACUGUACUACUCUGGCGGUCAAGAACAUCGUGAUGGUGUUGGGUUCAUGCUCAAUAGCCACGCAUCAAAAUGCGUCGUGUCGUUUCAACCCAUCUCGCCGAGAAUAGCAGUGAUCACUUUGGGCGGAACCGUCAAGUCGCACAUAGUGAGCGUAUACGCUCCGACGGAACCGAGCGACGACGGUAUGAAGGACGAAUUCUAUAUGCAGCUCCAAGACGUGCUGGACAGCAUUCCCAGAAGAGAUCUCGUUAUCGUCACAGGCGAUCUGAACGCUAGAACUGGCGCCGACAGAACCGGAUGGGAACCUGUGAUGGGCCGAUUUGGCGUAGGAGAAAUGAACAACAAUGGUUUGCGGCUGCUUUCGUUUGCCACGUUCAAUGAUCUGGUCAUCGGCAAUAGCCUAUACCAGCAUGCACGAAAGCAUCAGCUGACAUGGAGAAAUCCAUCUGGUCACGAUUCAGCAGUCCUGGACUAUGUACUAAUCAAUUCUCGAUACAGGUCAUCGCUAAAGGAUGUGCGUGCAAUGAGAGGCCCGGAUUGCGGAUCAGAUCACUACCUACUACGAGCAGUCGUGCAGCUCCGCCUACAGUGUGCUAAGCGAGGUAAACGCCAACCGAAAGUAGACUGGGAGCAACUUAUGAAGCUGGAGGUGAAGCAAGGCUUCCAAAUUGCACUGUCAAAUCAGUUUGCUGCGUUCACGGAAGUGGGAACGGUGGACGAGGAAGAACGGCAGACUGCAAAAGUCAUUACCGAAUGUGCUACACAACUGUGCCCAGUUUUGCGCCGACGGACUAAACCAUGGAUCUCGGACGAAACAUUGCAGUUGGUUGACAAAAGGAGGAAGGUGAAGCUGACGAAUGGCACUACGUAUCAGCUACUCAGUAAGGAGCUCCGCAAGAGACUAAAAACAGAAAGGGAGGCCUACUGGAACGCAGUAGCGGAGGAGCUCGAAGAAUCGGCAUCCAAACACGAGUAUCGCAUGCCGUAUCAAAUUCUGAGAAGACUGUGCGGCAAAACCAGAGCAUGCGGAACCUUCAUCAAAGACGCAAGUGGCAAACUCGUGAAGUCAGAGAGGGAACGCUUACAGAGAUGGAGAGAGUUCUUCAUAGAGCUGUACAGCCACGAACUGCCCACAGAACCGUUUCCAGAGCCAGUACCGAUAGAGAUGCCACAGGAACCAACACACGAGGCGGCGCCAAGUAUGGAGGAAGUGAGGGCGGCGGUGAUGUCGCUGAAGAACAGGAAAGCGGCUGGUGUAGACAAUGUCACAGCAGAAGCGAUUAAGGCAGGAGGAGAAGUAUUGGUACAACGGCUCCACCGUCUUAUGUGUCGCGUCUGGCAGACGGAGGUUGUUCCUACGACGUGGAAACGCUCCAUCAUCGUGCCAAUACACAAGAAAGGCGACAUAACGGAAUGCAAGAACUAUCGCGGCAUAUCACUCCUGUCAGUCGUCGGGAAGGUUUUCACAAAGAUCAUCAACGCAAGACUUCAGCUUCAUCGAAGAAGCUUAUGCCGACCGGAGCAAGCGGGUUUUUGCCCUGGCCGUGGGUGCAGUGACCAGAUCUUCGCGCUGAGGCAACUACUGGAAGAACGUAUUCGUUGCGGCAAAAGGGUUGUGGUUGUUUUCAUAGAUUUCAGAGCUGCAUUCGAUAGCGUCCACUGGCCAGCGCUAUGGAAAGCCCUAGAGUGUGAACAUGUUCCGGACAAAAUUGUGAGGCUGUUGCGGGAGGCGUACAAUGGAACUGUCAGCUGUAUCCGCGUCAAGGAUGACGUCUCUGAAGAAUUUCCUGUAAGUGCUGGUGUUCGUCAGGGUGACGUGAUCUCCCCUACGUUGUUCAACGUGGUAAUGGACGCUGUCAUGAGGAAAACUUUCAACGGAAGGCAAGGCGUGCAGUACGGUGAAGGCGGCUUUCUCACUGACCUGAUGUUUGCCGACGACAGCGCAAUUUUCGCCGAAACUGACGAGGAAGCGACUAACAUCAUGUGCUCACUGUCAGAGAUUGCCCAGUCGUAUGGCCUCAAAAUAAACGCGGAAAAGACCAAGGUGAUGACCUCGGAUGGAUCGCCCGCGUCCGUGCGACUGGGUAGCGUCGCCUUGGAGCAAGUGAGUAAUUUCAAGUACCUUGGAUCGGUCGUUCAAGAAAGGAAAGUGGUUGCCGAGGCUGAGGUCCGCAGCAGGAUUGGUCAUGCGUCUAAGACAUUUGCAGCGUUAAAGUGGUGUCUCUGGAAGAAGAGUAACAUAUCACUGAAAACCAAAAUUCGCAUGUUCCGGACGCUGGUGCUCCCUGUGCUACUAUAUGGGUCUGAGACAUGGACGUUGCUCAAGUCGGAUCUCUCUCAUCUCGAGGUGUUUCAAAUGCGUUGUCUCCGCCAUAUGCUCGGGAUCAGGCUUCGUGACCAUGUCACGAACAACGCCAUCAGGGAGAAGUUUGAAGAUCAACCCACAAUCGAGGAACAAUUGAAACUGCGACGGCUACGAUGGUUCGGUCACCUGUGCAGGAUGGGUCACGACAGAAUACCUAAUAUGCUCCUGUGGAGAAGACGCCCUGCGCAGUGGAAAGUUCAGAGGACGGCUCCAAAAAAGACUUGGUUGAAGCAAGUUGAGGAAGACCUUAGGGCUCUGAGGUGCAGUGUUGAGCAUGCUAGAUGUAUUGCUGCUAAUCGACCAGAAUGGAGACACUUCAUUCAGGGCGUUCGUACUCCAAUGGCACCCACAGCAGUGUACUGGUUGAGAGGCCGGCCCCCACCACCAGACGCAAGCUAA
This is a messenger RNA of Ostertagia ostertagi, 3078 nucleotides long. The record is from the annotation of a GenBank genome assembly. Lineage: Eukaryota; Metazoa; Nematoda; Chromadorea; Rhabditida; Trichostrongylidae.